This is a messenger RNA of Eupeodes corollae, 4403 nucleotides long. RefSeq names its product zinc finger and BTB domain-containing protein 49. Gene Ontology annotation, molecular function: protein binding; RNA polymerase II cis-regulatory region sequence-specific DNA binding; DNA-binding transcription factor activity, RNA polymerase II-specific. Gene Ontology annotation, biological process: regulation of transcription by RNA polymerase II. The transcript has 2 exons. The coding region runs from base 2168 to 3778 and encodes 536 amino acids. NCBI's taxonomy places the organism in Eukaryota, Metazoa, Arthropoda, Insecta, Diptera, Syrphidae. The record is from RefSeq and is a predicted model, not a curated record.
GUAUCCAAGAAUUAAUAGUGAAUUCUGUUUAGAAGUCAUAGAAGCCUUCGACAAAGAAUUAUUAUUUAUGUUUCAUAUUCUUGGUACAGAGUUCAAGAAGGAAAGGUAUGAUUUUAUGCAAUUGAAAGGAAAAUUAUUAUUAUAAAACUCAUGUUAUACUUUUUUAACAACGACUCCUCAAACAUGACAACAAACCCUGCCCUAGCGUUGGGAAUACAAAUCGAUGCCUUAACGUUAUACGAGUUUAAUUAUCAUUUCCAGUGAGUAAAAACAAACCGAAAGAAGGGAAAUUAGUUACUGAAAACGUUUUCAAUACCUUUUAAAAAAAAUUAACAUGACACAAUGUUGAAUUAACAAUAUGCAAGUUCCUUCCUUCCUUAGCUUCAAUUAAUUUUUGUUUGAGAAAGGAAUUCAUCAUGAUUGAACAAAAAAUACCAUAAUAUUUAUAAAUUUAUUAAUAUUUCAAAGUGAAAUACUGAAUGAUUGAGCUGCUUUGGGAUUUCAACUUUUUUCUUAAUAAUAAUUCUUUAUAGAUAUACGAAAAAAAAACAUAGAAUAUUGCAUCUUUUUGCCGAGAGACAAAUGUUUUAGUGCGGAAGAAUAAAGAAAAAAGAAAUUACGGAAAGAGUGCGGUGCACUUUUCAAUUGCUUUUCUUUUAUUUCCUCUUUUUAUAUAAAUAACAUUUUUUUCUUUCGUUUGAUUCUACAAAUUUCCAUUAGUUCAAUAUCUCUCUAAAGAGUAUAAGACCAAACGUAGCAUAGAACUUGAGGAUGAGGACUUCUUGUUCCCCUUUCCUUUUUUUUCCAGGAAUAUCAACUUUGCCAAAUCAAAAUUAUGAAAAAAAGAGAAAAUAUAUAUUUAAAAAAAAAAUAGAACGAUGAAUCAAUAGGAAUUGGAAAAAAGGGAAAAGAUUGCUUGAAGAUUUUGUUUGCAUUCGAAUGCCAUUUAUUGAAUUAAAAGAAAAAAUAAGUCACCAAUUGAAAAUUUGUUCAUUUUCUUUAAUGUUUUCUCAGGACUCUCAUUGUUUUUUUUUUGUUUCAUUUUAUUUUGAUUUAAUUCAAUUUUUGUUUUUUUUUUCUCCCUUUCAAAUUAGAUUCUUAACUUAAUGCACGAGAAAUCCUUGUUUAAAAACCUUUAGAACAAGCUUUGAAUUGGGGAGUAUUAAAAAAGUUCAUAUUCACUUUGAUUAAUAAUACAAGAGGGGCAGGUCUACAGCGGUCUUCUAACGUAACCACAAUUCGAACAAAAUAUUUAAAAUAUUAGCAUUCUAUUUUAAAAACAAUUCCUCCUAAAUUCAGAUACUAAUUCUAAAAAUUAUGUUUCAAAAUUAUCGUCAUUUCUCAAAAUUCAAGCUCAAUACUUUUUUGUUGCCAAACUCAUUUAACAAAGUUAGGUACAUAAGUAAAUUUAAUUGACACACGUCUGUGAAGUACCUUUACAAAUAAAACUAUAAAUAAACAUUUAAAAAUCAUAACAUCGAUUAGAACAACAAGUACACACAGUAAGCAGAGACACACACAAGCGUUUUUCAAAACUCCCAAAAGAGCACCCGCUUUCAACAUCCAACAUCAAUUUGAACCAGAAAAACCAAAAGAAAUCAAAUUAAAUUAUAUCAAUUGAAAGAAGAAGUACAAAUAAACCUCAAACUAAAUGAAUCAAGGGGGGAGUUCUCAUAAAAAUCAAAAAAACAGAAUAAAAAAAAACUCGAACCACAGAAAAGUAAACAAACCAUUCCUCCUAUCCAUCAGGAUUCAAAUACAGAGCACCAAGAAUCGCAAAGCACGUGAAAUUCGAAAACAAAUUUCGAAUUGCGCAGAAUCUCUCUUUCUCUUCGUAUUUGAACAUUUUGUGAGUAAAAUAUGUCCUUUCAUAGAAUUUAUGAUGAUGGAAUAUCCUAACGGAAACGGCACCACCGCCGCCGGAAUGGACACUCGUGAAACGAGACGAGAUGCUUCGACUCUCACAUCCCUCAACUCCCUCAACCAACAAACCUCGUCUGCUGAAUUGAAUGCCUCUUUUUUAUCGUAUAAAAACUGACAGACAAGUGAACAGGACUUCAGUUUUAAUUGAGUUAUUACAACAGCAGCACAGUUGAUUGCCGUGAUUGCCAUCAUAGAGUAGUAAAGGACUAUACAAGUGUUUUCAUUGGAAUAAUAAACAAAAAAAAUGUUCACUAAUUGGCUGACAAGUUCAUCGACUAACUCUACAGCUUCGUUGCCACAACUUCCGCCUCCUACACUGGCAUCCACGCCUCCGGAUAUAGUCCUAGAAGUUGGACCUUCGCCUGGUGUGCGAUUUGUAGCACAUAGCAUAAUAUUGAGCAUGCAUAGUGGAUAUUUACGUUCGGCAAUACGUUUAGAUGAAAGUGCAGGCAGUGGCGGCGUAGGUGGUGGUAGUGGAAGUCCUCCUGAUAUGGUUUUAUUCUUGACCAAUGUGACAGCGGAUCAAUUCGCACCACUUUUGACCUACAUGUACACUGGCUAUUUGGAUUUAAAUGUGGAUAAUAUAUUUGGAGUGCUUUUGGCUACACAUGUAUUGCAUAUGCCACGAGCGCUUGAGAUUUGCAGGGCUUUUUUGUCACGAGCUCAGUCCGAAGGAUAUCUCAGCAAUGGACAUUUUCUUGGAAGUACAACCAGUAACAGUAAAAUCAUUCGUCCAAUUGCCAGCAAAGCAUCUGCUCCGAAUUUGGGAUUUAUUGCUCCACCAAUGCAACAUGUAUCCUUGCCCAGCACGUGUACUCCAUUCAAGAGCCUCCAGCAGCCUUUUGUGACCGGCCCAGUUUUUCAACCUACCAUCGACGAACUAUCUGAAAGUGAUACACAAUCAAUUGCCGUAGCAUCACCCAGGCCCACCCCGCCAAUCCCAAGCGAAAGAGAUGACCCACUCCCUAAGCGCUCUUCACCUCCGUCCACAUCCUACAACACACCAGCAACAGCCCCUAAACGUCAGCAUAAAUCAAAACGAUCCCAUGACAAGCAUCGCGGGGGUAAAACAACUUCCAACCAGCAACCAACACCACUUGUAGCAAAGGAACCUGUACCCGUUCAAAUCGAAGUUGAAAAUAAAACCAUAAUCGAUGUGGCUAGCUGUGAUGGACCCAUCCGUUUUCGGCGUGUGCUCAACGACGCUUAUGGCCAUAAGCCUGAUGUUUUGCAAUUUGCCCCCGCCCAAGAACGCACUCAACAAAGUGUAUCGUUCUCAUUUCAUCAGCAAAUGGCCAAGACAAUUAGCCAGCGGCAAAUGCAUUCAGAAGAAUCCGAGAACAGUGAGGAUCUGAGUGCCAAAGGGGGUGGUUCUGCAAAUGGCUCCAAUUCCAAAACCGGAGAAAUCUACAACUGCGUCUAUUGCAAGCAUACUUUCAAGUCGCAAUAUUGCUAUCAGAAGCAUGCCAAGAGGCAUUUGAAUCCCCUUUCGUUGGACUGUGCCAGUAGCAAUAAAUCAUCUUCAUCGGUUUCAUCAGGACCUAUUGCAAUGACAACGACAGCAGGAGCAGCUUCAGCAGCAGUAGCAACUGCCACAGCAUCUUCAGCAACAAUGGUAUUAGAAAUUGAAAAGGAUGAAAAAGCGAUUCCAUCCGUAGUGGAAGUGUCUACAAGCGAAUUGCAACGACGUGAAGUACGUCCAUUGGAUAUGAAUGUCCAAUACUAUCCAUGCAAAACGUGUGGCAGCAAGUUUCCAAGUUAUUAUUUUGUACAUAAGCAUCGUAAAAUGUGUCAUGCAAAUGAAGAAAAUUCUCAAAGCACUGAACCAUCAUCAGGAAAAAGUAGUGAACAUUAGAAAAUUUUUUUGUGAAAAGUGUUUAAGAUAAAACAAAAGAAAGAAUUAUAAAUUUUUUCCACUUGUUUGUGUAGAAAUUGAUAUUUUUUAAUUGAAUAAAAGAAAAAUACUUAUUUAUUUAAUUUAUUCGAAACUAAAAUUUAAUGUUCAAAUUUAUUUGUUGGUUUAUUAGUUGAAAUUAAUUUUAGGUUUUAAUGACAACUUUUCUAUUACGAUUGUUUUGAGUCUUUUAUGAUCAAGAAUCUUGUUGAAAUAGUUGUUGGAAAUAUUUUACGAGCAAUGUUUUUUUUAUUAUGACGGACAAACAUAUCUGUUGACAUUUGUUUCAAAUACUUAAGGUGUUGUUGUUGUUGCUGUUGAUAAUAAUAAAGCAGAUUUAAUGCCUUAUCAAAACUAUCAAUUUUUAAGUAUUAGACUUUUAGUCUCCAAUGUGGGGGUCUGAAUUGAUGACAAAUUGUUUGUAAGCUCUAGUGAAAGCUAUUAUACAAAAAUGGUUGAAAAUGUUUGAAAUACUCAGUCGAAUUUAUUUUAAAAUUCAUCUAGUAACAAGAUUCAAUAAAUUUGUUUAAUUUUCAAAAUUAUUACGCUCUUGACUCAAGCAUAGCAAGAACAUAGCUUUUUUUAA